Entamoeba nuttalli P19 is the source of this 921-nucleotide messenger RNA. RefSeq lists its product as hypothetical. The transcript has a single exon. Bases 1 to 921 code for a protein of 306 amino acids. The record is from RefSeq and is a predicted model, not a curated record. Lineage: Eukaryota; Evosea; Mastigamoebida; Endamoebidae.
AUGUUAUUCGUGUUAUUUAUCUUUUCACUUUGUUCUGCUGCAAAUGUUAAUGAUUUAACAAAAAAUUCAAAUGAGGCUAAGGACAAGAUUAGUGCUAUGUCUCUCUUUGUUAAAGCUAAAGUCACACAAUCUGUCAAUGACAUUAAACAAGCCAUUAAGAAUGAUAAAAUUGCUUAUAAAAUGACCGUUAAAUCAAUUAAACAUGACACAAGCUUAGCAUUAAAAGAAUUUAUUGAAGCUAAAAAGGCUAACAAAAAUGCAACUGAUCUUGUUGAUAUUUCCACAAAAACAAGAAAUGCAGAAAAAGAAGUUAUUGAACACAUGACUAAAUUACAUAACACUUUUGUCCAAACCCUUACUAACACUAGUUCUGGUGUUAAAAAAACUGGUAAAGCAAAUAAAAUUGAAGCUGAAGUCUCUUUGGUUGGCGUAAAAACAAUUGGUGAAAAUCUUGCAAAACAACUUAAUGCUGCAAACACUACUGAUGCUCAACUCCAAUUAGUUUUUACAACUGCUAGCUCUGGUUUAAAGAAUUUAACUUCACAUAUGGUCAAUGCUACAAAGGGGCAAUUAAAGGCUAUUAAGACUGCCGUUGAUUUUGCUCGUCUUGGAGAAGUUAAAAUGUUAGAAUCAUACAACAAUCUAUAUGUAAUAUAUAAAUCAUCUCUAUCUCAAAGUCUUUUUGUUAAUCAAACUCAACCAACAACACCAUCAGAAAAGGCUGAAGCAAACAAAAAAGCUAAAGCUGCUUUAAAGAAGGAUAUUUCUGAUCUUAAGAAAAUAAGAAGGGUUGUCAGUAAAGAUCUUGUUAAUAAAAACAUUACGAAGAAAAAUACUAAGAACACUGAAAAAAAGAGUAACCUUAAAAAAGCUUCUUUAACACCAAAGGCUAAAAAAUGUGUCUCUGCCUUAAAGAAAUAA